Molecule: messenger RNA, 1441 nt
Organism: Theileria parva strain Muguga
Lineage: Eukaryota; Apicomplexa; Aconoidasida; Piroplasmida; Theileriidae
Gene: DNAJA1
Product: chaperone protein DnaJ
Exons: 3
Coding region: 267-1418 (383 amino acids)
Biological process (GO): protein refolding
Cellular component (GO): cytoplasm
Molecular function (GO): Hsp70 protein binding
Source: RefSeq, a predicted model, not a curated record
GUCGGUGUAUGGCUGUAUCUGUAAUAUAAAUUUGAAUCAAAUGAGUUACUAUUUAGUUUUGUAAACAACGGAAACAUUAAUACCUCUCAUACUUUAUUUUUUAUGACUUUUUAGACCCUAUUAUUCUUUUCUCAAUUGUACGUUUGUUAUCUUUUUUAUUUUAUGUACUCAAUUUUAUUCUUAAGAUUCAUGUGUCGGUGUUGUUUUUCCAAUUCCAUUAUUUAUAGAUUUUUUUAAAAAUAUAAAUGUAAUUUUGUAAUUCCUCAAUGGUAUCGUAUAAAUUUGGAUUAUUGGUAUCAAUUCUGUUUUACUACCCCCUCCAAUCAAUAAAAUAUGCACAAUCCUUUCAUUUCACGUUCAAUAACGAUUUUUUUGACUUUCAAGCCCCUCAGGAAGAAACCCACGAUGAUAAAAGGUGUCCAUACGAAGUACUUGGUGUGAGUAAAACAUCUACACAUAAAGAAAUAAGGAAGGCAUUCCUUGGACUAAGUAAAAAGUACCACCCGGAUCUGAGCACAGACCCAGACGCUUCAGAUAAAUUCAAAGAAAUAAAUGAAGCCUAUGAAAUAUUGAGUAAUAACGAUAAGAGAGAAGCUUAUGAUAACCAUGGAUUUGCAGGACUUGACAGAAUGGAGAGGAUGGGAGGAAUGCCAGAAGAAUAUGACAUGGACGACAUAUUUUCCAACUUUUUUUCAUCAGGAUUCCAAGGACCCAAAGAAAAGAAGGCAGAACCACUAGUUUAUCCAUUGUCAGUACCAUUAGAUUUUUUAUACACGGGAAAAGAAUUCGAACUAACCCUAGAAUUAUCUAGACUGUGCAAAAAUUAUGAUGAAUGCGAAACGAAGCGUUCAGAUUGUCACGGCCCAGGUCUAAAAGUAGUAACUCAACAAAGAGGUUAUGGAAUGUUCAUUCAACAUCAAAUGAGAGAUGAUUCAUGUAUUGGUAGAGGAAAAGGAUGGCUCCCCAAUUGCAAGGAAUGCCCAAACGGACCGGUAUAUACGGAAGAAGUACAAGUAACGGUUAAUGUCGAGCCAGGUCAUAAGAAUAAACAAAAUAUCGUAAUGGAGGGAAGAGGACAAGAAAAACCGGGAAUGAAGAGAGGAGAUUUAGUGUUUGUGGUUACAGAAAAACCACAUGAUGUAUUUAGAAGAGAAGGAAAUGAUCUACACUGCAAAGUUGAUAUAUCGCUAAAAGAAUCACUUACCAAGUUCGAACGAGAAAUCGAUAUUUUUGGCCAAACAUCAAUAACGGUCUCACAAAAUGGAGUUACACCGCAUAAUCACGUCAUAAAAAUUCAAGGAAAAGGUAUGCCAGUUUACGGUUCGGAUAAAUUUGGAAACUUAUAUGUGACUAUCAAUGUCGUGUUCCCUAAAAAAUUAACACCAGCACAAAUUAAACUGAUUGAGCAGGCUCUUUAAUAAAUAAUAUUGAUUGUACAUUA